AUGGAUCUAAGAAAAUUGAAGCAAUCAUUCUUACAGUUGCAAGCAGAGUUGCAUCCUGAUAAGUUUAUUAAGAAAUCUCAGAAAGAAAAGGAUUAUUCGGCUCAACAAUCUGCUUUGAUUAAUGAAGCCUACGAAACAUUAACUCAUCCGUUAAGCCGCGGUAUUUACAUGCUAGAACUCGAAGGUAUUAGUUUAGAAGAAAGGGACGUAACUGCUGAUGUAGGAUUCUUAUCAGUGAUAUUAGAUCUCAAUGAAAGGGUAUUAAAUUGUGAGGAUGUAAAACUAUUGGACGAGAUCGAAGAUGAAGUACAAGAUAAUUUAUUAGCUGCUCGUGAUGCUAUGGUGAAAAUGAGAUAUUUUUUCAAUAUUGUAGAAUCACUUAAAGAGAAGCGACUAUCAUUGCCCGCUAAUUCUUCAUGA
Messenger RNA from Trichoplax adhaerens, 420 nucleotides. RefSeq lists its product as uncharacterized. Gene Ontology annotation, molecular function: protein-folding chaperone binding; ATPase activator activity. Bases 1 to 420 code for a protein of 139 amino acids. Gene Ontology annotation, biological process: [2Fe-2S] cluster assembly; protein complex oligomerization. The transcript has 4 exons. Gene Ontology annotation, cellular component: mitochondrion. Lineage: Eukaryota; Metazoa; Placozoa; Uniplacotomia; Trichoplacea; Trichoplacidae. The record is from RefSeq and is a predicted model, not a curated record.